GGCGCCACCGCCAUGAAGCAAGUCGUGGGCAUCAUCCCUGCCCGCUUGAAGUCCACUCGGUUUCCUGCCAAGCCCCUCGCACUGCUAUGCGGCCGACCGAUGAUCCAGCACACGUAUGAAGCUGCAUGCAGGGCCACGUCCUUGGAUCAGGUGUACGUGGCCACGGACUCGGACGCGAUCGUAGCCGCCGUGAACCAGCCAUCGAGCACGCUGCUGACCAGCGAGGCGUGUGAGAACGGCACAGACCGCGUCCUGGACGCAUUACGACAGCUGGGCGAUGCCGUCGCUUCCUCGUACGAGAUCGUGGUCAACAUUCAAGGCGACGAGCCGUUGGUGGACCCAUCGCACAUCGACCUGUGCGUAGCUGCCCUCCAGAACGACCCGUCUUGCGUCAUGAGCACAUUGAUGGCGCCAAUCCUCGACGAGUCCGAAGCGCGUAGUCCCCACAUCGUCAAAUGCGUGACAGAUCGCCACAGCAAUGCAUUGUACUUUUCGCGAUCCAUGAUUCCUAGCUCCAAAGACAACACGUUUGUACCGAAUCGAAUCAUGAAGCACAUUGGGCUAUAUGCUUUCCGCCGCUCGUUCCUUGUAGACGUGUUCCCGCACUUGGAGCCUUUCAACUCGUCGGAAGACCUGGAGCAGCUCCGCGUGCUAGAAGGCGGGUACAAAAUCAAGAUGGUCACGGUGCCAUUUGCCUAUCCAGGGGUCGAUUUACCGUCAGAUAUUGCCAAACUCGAGAAGUUUAUGACUCGAUAAAUAAUGCCACCGACUCCGCACUCUC
Aphanomyces astaci is the source of this 781-nucleotide messenger RNA. Its product is annotated as 3-deoxy-D-manno-octulosonate cytidylyltransferase. Gene Ontology annotation, cellular component: cytosol. Bases 13 to 756 code for a protein of 247 amino acids. Gene Ontology annotation, molecular function: 3-deoxy-manno-octulosonate cytidylyltransferase activity. NCBI's taxonomy places the organism in Eukaryota, Oomycota, Saprolegniomycetes, Saprolegniales, Verrucalvaceae. The record is from RefSeq and is a predicted model, not a curated record. The transcript has 2 exons.